GAACUAAACACAGUGUUAGUAGAUAAACCUCCUGCACCGGAGAGAAGCGCAAGUUUUGCCGGCGACACGACGCUGUGUUUGGUUUUCUUCCGUUGUUUCAGCAGACGGAAAGAGCUCGUUAACCGGGAAAAUCCCCAAAUGUUUCUGGUUUUGUUCAAUUGAACUUGAGAUUUCUUUCAAUGGAGAUUGCGAUUCCGUAUAAACCGAACCCUCUUAUCUCUUCGCCGACGAACUUGCUCAAAAGACCUAAAAGUUUCGGUCUUGUUCGGUUUCCCGCAAAGUAUGGACACCGAGUUACGAGGAAAAAUCCAAUCUUUCGCGUCUACGCGUCUGAAAGUAGUAAUGGGUCUUCGUCUAAUAACGGUGGAGGGUUCUCGUGGGUGAGGUUGACGCAGUCUCUCCGUGUUGGCGUGGAGCGGAUCGGGGAGAAGAUUGGAAAGUCUGUGAAGAAGGAAACUGGGUUUGACCCGGAAGAAGCAGGUGCGAGAGUUGAUGAGUAUGUGGGUCGAGUUAAGGAUAUCGUGAAGAAGGGCCAGGGCGAGUUGACUCGCUUUAGGACUGAGAUAGUGCCUUCGUUUAUUGAUUGGAACAAGUGGGAACACUGGAAGGACAUCAAGAAUUGGGACGGUAGACGAGUUGCUGCACUGAUGAUAUAUGCUUUUGCGCUGUUAUUUUCUUGUCAACGAGUUUAUGUUGCCGUCCAAGCUCCCCGGAUAGAACGAGAAAGAAGAGAGUUAACUGAGUCUUUUAUGGAGGCUUUGAUCCCCGAGCCAUCUCCUGACAAUAUAGAUAAGUUUAAGAGAAAUAUGUGGAGGAAGACAACACCUAAAGGCUUGAAACUAAAAAGGUUCAUUGAAGCGCCUGAUGGAACACUUGUCCACGAUAGUUCCUAUGUUGGAGAAAACGCAUGGGAUGAUGAUCUGGAGAUAACAGAGGGGUCUCUCAAAAAAAUCAUUGACAGAAAUGCGAGGAUUCAGACAGAGGCAAAGAAGAAACUAAGCCGUGAUUUGGGUGUCUCUGGUGAAGUUGGAGGCAGUGUAGGUACAUGGCAGGAAAGGCUUGCAACCUGGAAGGAGAUGUUGGAAAGGGAAAAGUUAUCAGAGCAGUUAAACUCCUCAAGGGCCAAGUAUGUUGUUGAAUUUGAUAUGGAAGAGGUUGAGAAAAGUCUUUGCAAAGAUGUUGUUGAAAAGACCUCUGAAACUGAGGGAACUAGAGCUCUCUGGAUAUCAAAGAGAUGGUGGCGUUAUCGCCCUAAGCUUCCUUAUACCUAUUUUCUCCAGAAGCUUGAUUCUUCCGAGGUUGCAGCUGUUGUCUUCACGGAAGAUCUAAAGAGAUUGUAUGUGACGAUGAAAGAAGGUUUCCCUCUAGAAUAUAUUGUUGACAUUCCGUUAGAUCCAUACUUGUUUGAGACUAUUUCUAACUCAGGAGUUGAGGUGGAUCUCCUUCAGAAAAGGCAGAUCCACUACUUCAUGAAAGUGUUCAUUGCACUUCUGCCUGGGAUACUAAUUCUAUGGUUCAUAAGAGAAUCCGCCAUGCUUCUCCUAAUCACAUCAAAGCGGUUUCUAUACAAGAAGUAUAAUCAGCUGUUUGAUAUGGCUUAUGCGGAAAAUUUUAUACUGCCGGUUGGAGAUGUCAGUGAGACAAAAUCAAUGUAUAAGGAAGUGGUACUAGGCGGUGAUGUUUGGGAUCUUCUUGAUGAGCUAAUGAUCUACAUGGGAAACCCAAUGCAAUACUAUGAAAAAGAUGUUCCCUUUGUCAGGGGUGUGCUUCUUUCUGGACCUCCUGGGACAGGGAAAACACUUUUUGCUCGAACACUGGCAAAGGAAAGUGGACUACCAUUUGUGUUUGCGUCUGGUGCGGAGUUCACAGAUAGUGAAAAAAGUGGUGCUGCAAAGAUCAAUGAGAUGUUUUCAGUGGCGAGACGAAAUGCACCUGCUUUUGUGUUUGUGGAUGAAAUUGAUGCCAUUGCUGGUAGGCAUGCUAGGAAAGAUCCACGAAGACGAGCAACUUUUGAAGCUUUAAUUGCACAGCUCGAUGGAGAGAAGGAAAAGACAGGCAUUGAUAGGUUUUCUCUGAGACAAGCUGUGAUAUUUAUCUGCGCUACCAAUAGACCUGAUGAACUCGACCUUGAGUUUGUCCGCUCUGGACGUAUUGACCGUCGGCUGUAUAUUGGUUUGCCUGAUGCAAAGCAAAGGGUGCAAAUAUUUGGAGUUCACAGCGCCGGGAAAAACCUUGCUGAAGAUAUAGACUUUGGGAAGCUUGUUUUCCGGACAGUUGGGUUCUCUGGGGCAGAUAUCCGGAACCUUGUUAAUGAAGCAGCUAUAAUGUCGGUAAGGAAGGGACGUUCGUAUAUAUAUCAGCAAGACAUUGUUGAUGUGUUAGAUAAACAAUUACUCGAGGGUAUGGGCGUACUUCUCACAGAGGAAGAGCAACAGAAAUGUGAACAAAGUGUAUCUUAUGAAAAGAAGAGACUCCUGGCUGUUCAUGAGGCUGGUCAUAUAGUAUUGGCUCAUUUGUUUCCUCGGUUUGACUGGCAUGCAUUUUCGCAGCUCCUUCCUGGUGGCAAGGAAACUGCUGUUUCAGUGUUCUAUCCACGGGAAGACAUGGUGGACCAAGGUUAUACGACAUUUGGUUAUAUGAAGAUGCAAAUGGUGGUAGCUCAUGGUGGACGCUGUGCUGAACGUGUGGUUUUUGGAGAUGAUUUCACUGAUGGAGGAAAAGAUGACUUGGAGAAGAUAACAAAAAUUGCCAGGGAAAUGGUGAUUAGCCCCCAAAAUACAAAAUUGGGUCUCACUCAACUGGUAAAAAAGAUUGGAAUGGUGGAUUUACCAGAUAAUCCAGACGGCGAGCUGAUUAAAUACAGAUGGGACCAUCCUCAUGUAAUGCCGGCAGAUAUGUCUAUUGAAGUAUCCGAGCUAUUCACUCGCGAGUUGACAAGGUAUAUUGAGGAAACUGAAGAACUUGCGAUGAAUGCUCUGAGAGCAAACAGACACAUUCUGGAUUUGAUCACAGGAGAGUUGCUGGAACGAUCAAGGAUAACUGGAUUGGAAGUUGAAGAGAAGAUGAAGAGUCUUUCUCCUUUAAUGUUUGAGGAUUUUGUGAAACCAUUCCAGAUAAACGCAGACGAAGAGGAACCUUUGCCUCCCAAGGAUCGGGUGAGCUAUCAGCCAAUUGAUUUACGUCCUGCACCACUCCACAGAUGCUAGAAGAAGCUUUUACUCUUCUCCUGUCACCACAAAGAUGGGCCCUCUCAUAAACCAUAUUGUCCAAACAUAUAGAGAACAUUUAGCAAAGUUUUGUACUCUGCUUCUGUCUGUAUCUGAUACUAUUGUAAUAUGGUUACUGGUGAAGUUAAAACAGUGGUGUAUUAAACAGAGACAAAAUAAUGAUAUAAAUUUAUUUUUCAUA
Molecule: messenger RNA, 3408 nt
Organism: Brassica oleracea var. oleracea
Lineage: Eukaryota; Viridiplantae; Streptophyta; Magnoliopsida; Brassicales; Brassicaceae
Product: ATP-dependent zinc metalloprotease FTSH 12, chloroplastic
Exons: 19
Coding region: 180-3206 (1008 amino acids)
Biological process (GO): mitochondrial protein processing; embryo development ending in seed dormancy; protein-containing complex assembly
Cellular component (GO): m-AAA complex; chloroplast thylakoid membrane
Molecular function (GO): ATP-dependent peptidase activity; metalloendopeptidase activity; ATP hydrolysis activity
Source: RefSeq, a predicted model, not a curated record